AUGUUCCCGUUAAGAUUUGUGUUUCCUUUCUCACGGCUCACCCCAACCUACAAUUUUUCUCAGCCGAUUCGUGGUAAGAAGUAUCAUUAUGCCCUUGAACCGAAAAUCUUGCCCCCGGAUACACAAUUUGACAUCAACGAUCCACUCCUUUAUAAGACCGUGGAACCAAUUUCGAAGUGGCGACAUUCCAGCAAAAACUGGGAUCCUGUUGUUGCUAAAAUAAUGGGAAUGAUGUUGUAUGAUGGCGACCGUGAGACGGUUCGUGAAGUGAUGCGUAAAACCUUCGCAGAAAUAAAGUUCAUACAGAUGGCUAAGCGUAAAAGGUUGGUUGGGGCGGAGUCCGACGCGGUGGAAGUCAGUCCUAUCAAAAUAGUUAAUGAGGCUGUUACAAAUUGUUCCCCGCUUCUUGUACUUCACUCUGUCCGUCGCGGCGGUUUCAUCUAUAAGGUUCCUGCCCCUCCACAGAAUGAAACUGUUUCUCGUCAUAUGGCAAUUCGUUGGAUUCUGGAGUCAGCCAGAAAUAAGGACAAAAAUCAGAGAAUUUGGGUUUCUCUCGCGCAUGAACUUAUCAAUGCAGCUAAUAACGAGGGCACGGCGAUUGGUAAAAAGAAGGAACUUUUAAAGCAAUGCGAGGAAAACCGAGCAUACGCAAAUUAUAGGACUUACUAG
Molecule: messenger RNA, 669 nt
Organism: Echinococcus granulosus
Lineage: Eukaryota; Metazoa; Platyhelminthes; Cestoda; Cyclophyllidea; Taeniidae
Product: 28S ribosomal protein S7
Exons: 3
Coding region: 1-669 (222 amino acids)
Biological process (GO): ribosomal small subunit assembly; translation
Cellular component (GO): ribosome
Molecular function (GO): structural constituent of ribosome; rRNA binding; mRNA binding
Source: RefSeq, a predicted model, not a curated record